This is a messenger RNA of Quercus robur (English oak), 921 nucleotides long. Its product is annotated as protein LURP-one-related 5-like. Lineage: Eukaryota; Viridiplantae; Streptophyta; Magnoliopsida; Fagales; Fagaceae. The transcript has 2 exons. The record is from RefSeq and is a predicted model, not a curated record. The coding region runs from base 167 to 805 and encodes 212 amino acids.
UGGACCUUAACUGUCGCAAGAAAAAAAGGGCCACAGUACACCCACAGCUCAUCUCCAUGCCCCUUUAAUUGACACCGGCCACUUGAAAGUUGAAACCUGCGUAUUUCUACCAAUUUUUAUUUAUUUAUGCUGUGUUGCGAAUCUUGCGAUUCCAAGAGUGAAGAAUAUGAAUAAUAAGGUUGUAAUAGUGGAUGAGAAAUUCUGCUUCCCUGAAGAGACCCAUCUCACAGUCCACAAGACCUCAGUGUUCUUCCCCGGUGAUGGCUUCAUCGUCUACGAUCUCCACGGAGAGGUUCUGUACCGCUUCGAUUCGUAUGGUCCCGAAUCAACACCCAAAGAUGAACUUGUUCUCAUGGAUUCUUCUGGAAAAUGCCUCCUCACUCUUCUUCGAAAGAAACCAAGCCUUCAUCAACGUUGGGAAGGAUACAUAGGGGAGAAAGCAGAACAUCAGGAACCAAUUUUCAGUCUAUGCAGAUCAUCCAUAAUCAGACGGUCGGGCCUGGUUGUAGAGGUUCACGGUGAUCCUGAAGAGGAGUAUCACAUCGAGGGCUCUUUCACCCAUCGAUGCUGUAAAAUGAUGGACAACUCAUCUAGGGAUCCUGUGGUUGAGAUCAAACGAAAAGUGGACCCCUCAACUAAUGUGAUGCUUGGGAAGGAUGUCUUUUUGUUGUGUCUCAAGCCUGGCUUUGAUAGUGCUUUCGCUAUGGGAUUGGUGCUUAUUCUUGAUCAAAUGCACGGUGAUGAUGCUGAUGAUGUUGCACAGGAGGUGGAUCCUGCCGUAGAGGAUCCAAUUCCACCCUCCUGAUUUUCUUCUUCUUUUUUUUUUUUUUUUGGGUGGGUGUGUUUUCCAAGUUAAAUUAUGGUCUAUCAUUUGGAUGUGCUCGUUGUUCUCAUUUAUUGUUAUUUUUGGCUUUUGUUUUC